ACGUAUAUAAACGAUCGACCCCCGUUGGAGAUUCAUUCAGCAAUCAUCCCAGCUCCGGCUUGGAACCAACUAGUCAUAGUUAUAUAAGUUUAGUGUAGUUUUCAGAUUACCAACUAGUUAAUCAUCAUGUUGAAGUGUUUGUUAUUGGCGGCAUUAUUCGCCGUAACCAUCGUGCACAGUGAACCUCCAGUUUACCUUCCACCAAAUGACGGCCCAAGCACCUCAUACGGCCCGCCUGGGUUUCAACCGGGAACGCCUUUAGGACCCGGUGGUGGUAAUAACGGCUUUGGUUCAAAUGGUAGACCAGGUGCAACUUACGGAGCACCCAGCAAUGGUAACGGUAACGGACAUAAUGGAAAUGGAUAUAGUAACGGAAGACCAUCGUCAAUGUAUGGAGCACCGCAAAAUGGAAAUGGUAAACCAAGUUCUACUUAUGGUGCACCAAAUGGAAAACCUAGUUCGACUUAUGGAGCUCCCGGCAACGGGAACGGAAAUGGACAUAGGAAUGGUAAUGGUCAUUCAAACGGAAAUGGGCACUCAAAUGGAAAUGGACACUCAAACGGUAAUGGAAACGGAAAUGGGAGACCAAGUUCAACAUAUGGCGCACCUGGUCAAAACGGUUAUAGUAAUGGAAAACCAAGUUCUACUUAUGGCGCACCUGGUCAGAACGGUAACGGUUUCGGUAGUCCAAGCUCUAACUAUGGCCCCCCAAGUUCAACUUAUGGGAGUCCUAAUCUAGGAGGUUACCGCACUCCAGACAGUGACCAAACCCCUGGAUCUAGCUAUCUUCCACCUGGUAACGGAAAUGGGAACGGUAAUGGACAUGGAAAUGGUAACGGAAACGGUCAUGGUAAUGGAAAUGGUAACGGAUACGGUAACGGAAACGGCAAUGGAAAUGGUAACGGCAAUGGCAGAACAUACUUAGCACCAAAUGGUAACGGAAACGGCAAUGGAAAUGGUCAUGGCAACGGUAAUGGUCAUGGCAACGGUAAUGGUCAUGGCAACGGUAAUGGUAAUGGCAACGUAAACGGAAACGGCAAUGGCAACGGUUAUCCAAGUACAACAUAUGGAGCACCAAAUGGUAACGGAAAUGGUUAUCCACGUCCUGUUUACGGAGCACCAAAUGGUAAUGGUAACGGAAAUGGCAACGGUAAUGGCAAUGGUCACGGAAAUGGCAACGGAAAUGGUAACGGAAAUGGUAACGGACACGGUAAUGGAAAUGGUAACGGACACGGUAAUGGAAAUGGUAACGGACACGGUAAUGGUAACGGAAACGGACACGGAAAUGGAAACGGAAAUGGUUAUCCUCGUCCAACUUAUGGUGCCCCAAAUGGAAACGGUAAUGGAAAUGGUCACGGAAACGGUAAUGGAAAUGGUCACGGAAACGGUAAUGGAAAUGGUUACAGAAACGGUAAUGGUCACAGUAAUGGAAAUGGCAACGGAAACGGUAACGGAAAUGGUUAUCCAAGUAACACCUAUGGCCCACCCAACGGAAACGGUAAUGGAGUUGCACCAGUAUACGGUGUCCCCAAUGGAAAUGGAAACGGCGAUGAAGAUAAUGGAGUAGCAAGUUAUUCUUUUGAAUACCAAGUAGAAGAUGCCGAUGCUGGAUUAGAUUUUGGACACAAAGAGGAAAGAGAAGGUGAUGUUGCCACUGGGGAAUACAACGUACUUCUUCCUGAUGGUAGAAAACAAAUUGUUACAUACGUCGCUGAUACUGAAGGAUAUAAACCUGAAGUCAACUAUGAAGAGGGUGCAGGGGGAUACCCAGAUGGAAAUGGCAAUGGUUACCCAUCCGGCGGUCCCUAUUAAUUGCAUACCGUUUAGAUUGUUUAGCAGUACAAUUUUAUCUAUACUCGCAUCGCAGUACCCGUGUUAGAAACCGUUUCUCAUCAAAGCUCUUUCGUGGCCAUUUACUUAUUGUUCACGACAUGUUCGAGACUAUGUACUAAAAUUACUGCCACUCUAUAAUCGAUUUCAUAUCUCAUUCACUUAUUUACAUUAUUACCAAAUCCACCAAAUGUGUAGUUCACGCUCAAAUUUGUAUGUUGUAUAUACAAACCGUUACAUCAUUACAUACCAUUAUUAUAGUGAAACGAGUACAGUAGCAGUAGUUUUAUAUAUCAUAAAAGACGCUUCAUUAAGUAUUAAUUAGAUUAGUUGGUAUGAUUUUUUGUUGACGACUAUUGGCACAGUAAAUACGGUUACGAUUCAUCCGGUAAAAUAUGUAAUUGGUUAGGAAUAGUUCUUAUUUAUUCUAUUACGUAUUUUAUAUUUAUUAUUAAUUCUUUGUUUUCAAUAUAAAAAUAAGUCUAUAUAU
This is a messenger RNA of Onthophagus taurus, 2320 nucleotides long. RefSeq names its product pro-resilin. Lineage: Eukaryota; Metazoa; Arthropoda; Insecta; Coleoptera; Scarabaeidae. The record is from RefSeq and is a predicted model, not a curated record. Gene Ontology annotation, cellular component: extracellular matrix.